Molecule: messenger RNA, 1432 nt
Organism: Catharus ustulatus (Swainson's thrush)
Lineage: Eukaryota; Metazoa; Chordata; Aves; Passeriformes; Turdidae
Gene: EIF2S2
Product: eukaryotic translation initiation factor 2 subunit beta
Exons: 9
Coding region: 128-1132 (334 amino acids)
Biological process (GO): formation of cytoplasmic translation initiation complex; translational initiation; formation of translation preinitiation complex
Cellular component (GO): eukaryotic translation initiation factor 2 complex
Molecular function (GO): translation initiation factor binding; translation initiation factor activity; mRNA binding
Source: RefSeq, a predicted model, not a curated record
GGCGCGGCGGGCGCGCGCAGGCGCGGGGCGGGGCGGGCGCGCGGCGCUGAUGCAAGAGCCGAGCACGGACUGACCCCGCGGCACCGACCGACCCCGGCUCCUCCGGCCCGCGGCCCCCGCCGCAGACAUGUCCGGCGACGAGAUGAUUUUCGAUCCUACUAUGAGCAAGAAGAAGAAGAAAAAGAAGAAGCCCUUCAUGCUGGAUGAGGAAGGAGGAGACACACAAACGGAAGAGACUCAGCAAUCAGAAACAAAGGAAGUUGAACCACAGCCAACAGAAGACAAAGAUGUUGAAGCAGAUGAAGAAGACAGCAGGAAGAAAGAUACAACAGAUGACUUGGAUGAUUUAAACUUCUUCAAUCAAAAGAAAAAGAAGAAAAAAACAAAAAAGAUAUUUGAUAUAGAUGAAGCAGAAGAAGGUGUAAAGGAAUUGAAAAUUGAAGGAGAUGUGCCAGAGACAGUGGAACCUGAAGAUGACCUUGAUAUCAUGCUGGGCAAUAAAAAGAAGAAAAAGAAGAAUAUGAAGUUUCCAGAUGAAGAUGAGAUAAUGGAGAAGGAUGAAGCAUUUGAGGAUGAAGAUAACAAAAAAGAUGAUGGAAUAUCUUUUAGCCUUCAGUCAGGACCUGCGUGGGCAGGCUCAGAAAGGGACUACACAUAUGAUGAGUUGCUCAAUAGAGUUUUUAACAUCAUGCGGGAAAAGAACCCGGACAUGGUGGCUGGAGAGAAGCGGAAAUUUGUCAUGAAGCCCCCGCAGGUUGUGAGAGUAGGGACCAAGAAAACAUCUUUUGUCAACUUCACAGAUAUCUGCAAAUUAUUACAUCGUCAACCAAAACAUCUCCUGGCAUUUUUGUUGGCAGAAUUGGGUACAAGUGGUUCGAUAGAUGGUAACAACCAACUGGUAAUCAAAGGAAGAUUCCAGCAAAAACAGAUAGAAAAUGUCUUGAGAAGAUAUAUCAAGGAGUACGUGACCUGUCACACGUGCCGCUCCCCCGACACCAUCCUGCAGAAGGACACCAGGUUAUACUUCCUGCAGUGCGAGACCUGCCACUCCCGCUGCUCCGUGGCCAGCAUCAAAACCGGCUUCCAGGCUGUCACAGGCAAGAGAGCACAGCUCCGUGCCAAAGCUAACUAGGUUUGCUAAUCAACUCUGGAGUUGGCAAAGUGUUCUGGGGAGAUGGGACUGGACAGGGUUGCAAUCAGAGUGGAUUGUACCAUUGUAUUAAAGCAAGGUUGUAAAAACGACAAGAAAUUUGGCUUUUGAUUGAUUGGUCUGUGAAAUCCUUGCAAGAUGCAGAUCCUCAAGCUGUUCACGUACAUUUGCUCAUUGAAUAUAUUUUACCAACUGUAAGGAGCGUGGUGGGAAAGGAGGUGCUUUUUAAUCCGUUCAGACUUCUGUAAAACACAAGAUAAAUUAAAGAUACUAUAACAGUGA